Leguminivora glycinivorella is the source of this 1275-nucleotide messenger RNA. RefSeq lists its product as uncharacterized. The coding region runs from base 113 to 1129 and encodes 338 amino acids. NCBI's taxonomy places the organism in Eukaryota, Metazoa, Arthropoda, Insecta, Lepidoptera, Tortricidae. The transcript has 3 exons. The record is from RefSeq and is a predicted model, not a curated record.
UUGCCCAUAAACUAUGUUCGUUUUUUCUCUCGUUUGAAUACUGGUCUCGAAGUAAAACUAUCGUUAACAAGUGCGUCGAAAUUACUCUUAUUUUUUCGCGAGUGCUGUUAAAAUGGGAAAAAGGAAGAGAGAUAAAGAAAAAGAUGAAGUUUAUAUUAAGAAAAAGAUAAAAAAACUUCAAGAAAAGCUGCAAAGACAUUCCGUCGAACCAGAUCGCAGUUCUACUCCUCCUGUACAACCGCAGUCGAAGACUCCGCAGCAGCCGCCGACAGAAGACUCUUCACCAUCACCGGCGUCUUCACCGUUGCAUACUAGGCCACACGAUGACCCUGAUAUAAAUGCAGAAAUUGUGGACGAUGAACUCCCUGAGGAGUUCCUACUUGCUCUGGGGACUGAAGGUCAGGAACAGGCAGAAGUUGGAAACCCUAUCAGACCUGAAUUGGCCUCCCGCUGGACAAAAAUUAUGAAUGACGGCUUGGGUAAAGAGGCUAGAGAAGCAAUUGUGAAAAAAUACCCUCCACCAGCCAAUUUUUCUGCUGCAAUAGCACCGAUAAUUAAUCCAGAGAUUGCGUCUACACUCUCAGAUCCCUCGGUCAAAAGAGAUAAAAGGAUUAUGAUAAGACAGGGCUUAACAGGCACAUUAUUGUCUUGCCUAGGAAAAUGCUUAACUGACGUUUUACUAGGAAAUAUUAACUCUAAAAAGUUAAUUGAAGAAAUCAAUGACGCUGCGAAGUUGGCUGGGGAAAUCCACCACCAUGAUUCAAAUUCGAGAAAAUUCUUUUGUUUGGCUGGAGCGAAUAAAACCAUCCAAGAUGCUAUUCGUCAUCAAAAGACCGAUAAGUUUUUAUUUGGUACAGAUUGUGCUGACAAGAUCAGAGCUGCACAAACAAUCCAGAAAACUUCAAAUACUAUUAAGAACCAUCCAGAGAAAGAAAAGAAGCAGCAGAAACAAGCAGCAAAUAACAAACAGUUCAAGCAGUUAAACUGGAAGAGCCCACCACAAUACAGUCAGCAGUAUCAUCGGAUGCGUGGUGGGCAACAAUACCAUCAACCCCGGAAGCACUACAACCAGCCUCACCGGAAAGAGAGACACAGCUCCCACAAGCAGAGGUCCAGAUAUCACCGAUAGAACCUGAGGUACAUGCAGAGAUGUCCAUCCCCUACAUCGUCAUCUUACCCUGGCUGCCGGGCUGCUAUCGGCGAGGCGUACAGUAGGCGCGGAACGCCAAAAUCAGCAAUUCAGAUAAUGUUAAAUUCUCUUUCAAAUAACACGCU